Capsaspora owczarzaki ATCC 30864 is the source of this 1822-nucleotide messenger RNA. RefSeq lists its product as hypothetical. Gene Ontology annotation, cellular component: endoplasmic reticulum. Gene Ontology annotation, molecular function: dolichyl pyrophosphate Glc2Man9GlcNAc2 alpha-1,2-glucosyltransferase activity. NCBI's taxonomy places the organism in Eukaryota, Filasterea, Ministeriida, Capsasporidae. Bases 180 to 1766 code for a protein of 528 amino acids. Gene Ontology annotation, biological process: dolichol-linked oligosaccharide biosynthetic process; protein N-linked glycosylation. The transcript has 7 exons. The record is from RefSeq and is a predicted model, not a curated record.
AUUCGUGUCUUUUUUGUUUGUCCUUGUUUUGUCAUUGUCUGAGAAGAUUCGCUCGAAUUUGGUUUUUGCAAUUCUCAGUCGUCUCUUUUUCUAUCUUUUUCUCGUUCGCUCGAUUCCUCUCUCUCUCUGUCUGUCCAUUAACUCUACCAAUCUCGAAUUGAAACACAAGGCUGCCGUCAAUGGAUGGCCGCAGUUCAGCGCAGUGGGGACGACGGCACAAGCAGCCGCAAGCCAGCAGCCUUGUCCCAGCGCUCGUGCUUGCGAUUGCGCUCACCGCUGCACUGGUCGCCUACGCUUGGCUUGGCGUGUCGUCAUCCGUGCCAUCAGCUUACAUGGACGAAAUAUUCCACAUCCCACAGGCAAAAAAGUACUGCCAAGGACGAUUCACCGAAUGGGAUCCAAUGAUCACCACCUUGCCAGGAUUAUAUCUAGCGUCGUACAUCUUGCUUGCACCGUGGAUUGCCAUCGUUGGAGCGGACGCUGCUUGCACUGUCGCCAGUUUACGCGCGGUCAAUCUGUUCUUUGCCUUGGCGAAUGGCGCGCUGAUUUUUCUUUGCUUGAGACUCGCAUCGCAAGCACGUCAUGCACUGGUGCCACGAGCAAUCCAACUAGCUCGAACGGGUGACAAGGAGAGCGACGACGAAGACGAGCCAAGCACACCGUCGUCCUCCAGCCUCCACGUCAGUUCCGAGCAUUCAUCGGCAAGUUCUCAUGCCGACCCGACUCGGAGGAGAUUCUUGGCGAUUCAGACUCUCGGCAUAUCGCUCUUCCCGCUGCUCUUCUUUUUCGAUUUUCUGUAUUAUACGGAUGGCGGCUCAUUGUGCUUUGUGCUGCUGUGCUACGCACUUGCUCUCCGAGAAUCCUCGCUGUCCUCUGCUCUGGCCGGCGCUUGUGCCGUGCUCCUCCGACAAUCCAAUAUUGUCUGGGUUGCCUUUGCGGCGGCAGUCAUGCUUGCACAGAGAGUUGCUGUAAACGUACCACGCCGUGCCUACUCUGAAUCGCCCAUCGCUGUCACUCAAGCUGCCGUUCGUGUCGUUCGAGCCAACCUGAAAGUAUACAUUCGCUUGAGCCUGCCCUAUGUGCUCGUGGGCUUGCUCUUUCUUGCAUUUAUCGUCUGGAAUGGGAGUAUUGUGGUUGGCGAUAAAACCCAUCACCAAUCUCGUGUCCACGCCGUGCAAGUAUUCUACUUUGCCUUGUUUGCGCUGGUGUUCUCCUGGCCUGUCUUGCUGCAGUUUUCGCUGCUCGAUGCACGCCAACUUGUUCGUCGGUGGCAGCACGAUUCGAUGCUCCGCCAUUUCCUCCGAGUGACCCUUGUUCUUGGAGCUUGUGUUGCUGGACUAUGGACUGUGCACCAUUUCACAUUUGCCCACGACUAUCUACUCUCUGACAAUCGUCACUAUACGUUCUACAUCUGGAGGCGAUGGUACAUGCGCUACGAGUGGGGCAAGUACUUGCUCGUACCCGCGUACCUUGCAGCAUUCUGGUUUAUGUGGCGAAGACUGCGAAAUGAUGGAAACUCGCUCGUUUGGAUUGCACUCUGGGCUGGAGCCACCUCCCUGACCAUCGUACCCGCACCACUCAUCGAGUUCCGCUAUUUCGUAGUGCCAUUUAUGCUCUAUCGACUGCACCUUCGGCCGACGCUACAGGAGGCAGUGAUGGAGGUGUUGUUUUUUGCACUCGUUAACGCCAUUACCCUAUAUCUCUUUUUAUCUCGUUCGUUCGAGUGGCCCAGCGAGCCCGGUGUUCCUCAGCGCUUUAUGUGGUAGUCCUUGAUUUUACAUUACUAUGUAUAUUUUAGUCACGCUGCGCAAGUCUAAAUUCC